Molecule: messenger RNA, 735 nt
Organism: Porites lobata
Lineage: Eukaryota; Metazoa; Cnidaria; Anthozoa; Scleractinia; Poritidae
Source: the annotation of a GenBank genome assembly
AUGGCAGAAGCGAUCGAAAGCCCCAUCGUUUCUCGGUUGUUUACCCAAGGUCGCCAUAGAAAUGCCAGCGUCAUACUGCUCCUUCAGAAUAUGUUUCCCAAGGGAAAAUUUAACACCGAUAUCAGUCGGAAUGCACAGUACAUGGCUCUUUUCCGAAGUCCUAGCGAUCGGAAACAAAUCGGAAUUGUUGCUGAGCGUAUGUUUGAUAAGAAUCGCCAACGAUUCAUGACAGCUUAUUAUCAGGAAACAGAGAGGCCUUACGGUUACAUCUUUGUAGAUAAUAAACCGGACACGGCGGCAAAUAAGCAGGUGUUGAGCGACAUCUUUGGCUCUUGUCGAGUUUACCCAAGUAUCAACAAAACCUUAAAACCAGAGGGAGAGGUGGAAUCGAUCCCCCCAAAGGAUCUUAUUGUGAACCCGAAAUAUGCUGAAGCUAAAUCAUCUACGCGUAAACCGAAACCGUUUGAUCUGGAUUGGUGUGGGAUGACCCGGCCCGCCUUGCAGAAUUAUUUACAUGGAGCGCCCUAUCUCAAAGCUAUUCCAGAAGGGUUUGGCCUUUGCGAGAUGUACACGAGCACUCGAAAUGCUGUUAACCCUUAUACCCCCACAGUCAUGUUUGCAUCUGAAAAUUACUGGCCCGUCAAAAUAAAACAUUAUUCCAACGGCAAAAGAAAGUGGAUUUAUAUACACGAAGACGAACCAAGUGUCCAAGCAUUUGUUCAAGAAACGAAAGCA